UAUUCAUCCAAAACAUUCGCGACCUUAGAGUCAAGUACACAAACCGUAAAUAAACAGUCACUUUAUCGUGAUAGCCUAACCUUCGAACGUCUACUAUUCCACCCUCUAUUACAAUGAAUCAACCCACAUUCCCACUAAACAAUCCUCAUUGUCGCCACUGCGAGUCCAAUGCAGGAACAGUCCGAUACAUAGUUCGACCUACCAAUCAAAACGGUAAUGGCGGCAGGCCAUAUUACGCCUGUUCUAAUUGCGACCAAUCUAACCCCGAAGGCGGUUGGAUAACCUGGGACGAUAAUCACGGAAUUAAUGCUACAAAUCCGUUUUGUGACUGCGGAGUUGUGAGCCGACUAGAUCAGGCUGGCGCAAAUAGCACGAGGCUUGGAGCUGGAAAUGUCUUUUACACUUGUGCGACAGGGGCUUGCAAUUUCUACCAGUAGGUUUGAAGAUGAACUGGCAGCCGUGUUGUUUUUUAUCCGUGGCUGUUUAGGAGAAGAUAUGUUUGAAUCUAGUAGGAUUCCGGUGGGUUAGUUGGUCGAAGUUGGUCAAGCUGCAAUGCUGAGACUUUGAAUGAGGAAUUUGGAGGGAUGAUGAAGGGUUUGUUGCGAUCUACUCUGGUUUUCCUCAGUUUCUGGGAGGAAUUCAGGCUUUGCUGGCUAUGAUCAAAAUUUAGUUAAACCUGUCUCUGCUCUUUGCGAUGUGUGACCGAUCACGUGGUAGAUGUUCGGAAAAGGAUCCGUGCUCGAAGGGGCGGGGAAGUAGGCCUUGCAUAUGGGUUUUCCGGAAUGGGGACUGGGUGUCUGCAAAUUUGAGUAAGAUGAAAUUAGAACGAUUCUUCCAAUUCCAAUGUCUCUUG
This is a messenger RNA of Lindgomyces ingoldianus, 853 nucleotides long. RefSeq lists its product as uncharacterized. Bases 114 to 437 code for a protein of 107 amino acids. The transcript has 2 exons. The record is from RefSeq and is a predicted model, not a curated record. Lineage: Eukaryota; Fungi; Ascomycota; Dothideomycetes; Pleosporales; Lindgomycetaceae.